Ictalurus furcatus (blue catfish) is the source of this 6223-nucleotide messenger RNA. It is a transcript of the gene tbc1d23, whose product is annotated as TBC1 domain family, member 23. The transcript is spliced from 19 exons. Lineage: Eukaryota; Metazoa; Chordata; Actinopteri; Siluriformes; Ictaluridae. Bases 2984 to 4924 code for a protein of 646 amino acids. Gene Ontology annotation, cellular component: trans-Golgi network. Gene Ontology annotation, biological process: retrograde transport, endosome to Golgi; embryonic brain development. The record is from RefSeq and is a predicted model, not a curated record.
UUUGGCUGUUUUUUUUUUUGCAGAAACUUCUUGAAUUGACAAAAUCGCAGUUGCACAAAAUUGUUUUGCACUGUUUUUUGCAUCGAUGUUUGUUGGUAAAUGUGACCUUUUAGCUGUACUCAUGUUCGACGAAUGUGAAUCGAAGAGGGCUUUGGCUGAAUGCAUGUUGUGAUGACGUCAAAUCUGUGGCAGUUUAGAAAAACUGCAAGCUCGUCCGAAUAUUAUGGCGUUUGCUUGAUUUUUGUAUUAACUUCUGCGAUUAGAAAAUCAUGAAAUUCCCUGGGGGCACUGGUCUAUAGCUCGAGUCAGCAGUUUAUUGUGAAGCUCAGUGUGUUAAAUAACUAAAUCGAGAGACAGUUCUUGCUUAAUGUAAGGAAACACUGUUUGUUGGUGACGUAUGUCACUCUGUGCAACAAAGUUUUGACUUACAAUCAUUUUACACACUACUAGUUAAUGAAACUACACUGCACUAGUUUUAAAUAAAUUACUCUAAACACAUGGUUUAGGACCGACGUUACACCCUGACCUCCAGUCAAAUUUGUGUUCAGUUAGUUCAACUGGCUGCUAGCUUUGUCUGUGCUUUGUCUGUGCUGGAAACAGGACUGGCCAGCAUACACCGCACAACGUUGUACAUCGUAUACGACUUAUUUAAACAAGUCAGAGAACUCGAAAAAAAAAAAAAAAAAAAGGAGUGUGGAAACUGGGGAUAAAUAAACAACCUGAAUCAUACAGAUGACUGUGAAUUUCUUGCUGUAUCAUAUCUAAUCUACAUUUGAUUGCCACUUGACGAUUGUUGCCGUCACCAGAAUAGCAGCUAUAAGUCAUGAACUUUCAUGAAAAAUCAAUGCUGCGUUCAAGAUCCUGAAGCUUGCGGCCAAAGAAGUGUAAAAUAAAAAUAAAUUAAUACAUAUAUAUUAAUUAGAUGCUGUGUGGCCUGUGGGAGAAGUGUUUAAGGCUGAUACUAAUUGCUAAGUGACCCAUGAUAUCUAUCUGUGAAUCCACUGCUUUCAUUCGCGUUCUCGCUGAGAUCCUAAUGAGUUAUUGCCAUACGUUUUCUGUGUUUUGCUUUCCUGUCGAAUUUUUUGUAUUUCUUGGAUUAUACCAUGGAAAAUACCAUUUGCCUUUUUGUAUUGUCAGGCUGUUUUCUAGUGCUAGGAUCAAGUACCACUCAUUCUGAUGUGGUUAAAUACUUGUGUUUUUUCGUUCCAUACUGAACGUCACGGGUUGAAUGGCGUGUCAGUGUUGAUUUAUUACCCUCACACCUGCAUGUGGAGAAACAUGAUCCGAAUGCAGCCUCUGCAUCUCCCAGUGAAUCCAGCUGAUCCCUUUCUUCCUGCUCUAGACCUAACACUAGACCUUGUGUUUGUGUGUUCACGCAGACAUUCACAGCUCUCGCAUACACACACCGAAAGACGAAGGCCAUGCUCAUCCUGUCUGAAUUUCCUCAGAUUUGCUUUUUGCUGGCUUUUCAUGAGCCUGAGGUCUCUCCCACACGUCAUUUCAAGCCUCAGCCAUAUUUAGACUAUUUUCCCCAGGCUGUUCUGAUGAGUAAUUGCAUUCACAUCUACACUUCAGACAUUUUGGGUCAGCACAGAUUAAGUAACCCACAUUUGUCAUAGAUUUUGAUUGAGGGCUGUGGUUGAACCCACGUUGUAGUCUCGCACGUCAGAUCUCGCACGUCAGAUCUCACACGUCGGUAGUCAGACACGUCAGAUUUCUUAGCAUUCCCUAGAGUUUGACAUAACUGACUGAAGUAGCAGAUGACUAACCACAGACCUUUUCCUGUCACUUAUCGGCAAACUUGUGAGCAACAUUAGUUGUUGCUAAUUGAAAACAGACCGAACUCCUUAAUAUUAUCUUUAAAUAUUAUUAAUAUUCUGUCAACUAUUUAGUGAGUAGUGACCAUAACUUUCCUCAAAAAGCUUAUUGUGUCUCAGCGUUCAAAUGUGUUUUUUUUUGGGGAUGCCUGCAUCCCAAUUGUCAUACUUAUACUAUGUACUAAAAGUAUGUACUCUUUUUGUGAAGAAAAAUAACCUACUUGUGAGUGUGUAUUAAGAGUAUGCAUGUACAGGGACAUAUUAACACGUCAUGUAACGGAAGAGAACGUUGUUGCCCGGAAGAGAGUGCUGUCCAUCACCUUUAACAAACUCCUCGUUGCAUUUCAGCUUUUCUUCAUUCGUUAUUCCUUCUAUAAUUAAUACUAUAUAAUUAAAUUUACCAUUCCCUUGAUUUUUUUUUAUAUAACAUUUUUUUUAUACACAUUUCAUUUACACCAUUCUAAAAUGCAUACUUGAAUUCGGCGAAGCAAACGGUCACAAAACUCCUCCUGCCUGCCACAAGGAGUUGGUGGAAAUAACUGAGAAAGGGUCCACGGAUCCACACUUUGAAAAUCUUCCGGAAACAGCGGACCAUCCAUGUACCUUUUGGGAUAGUCAUUUCAACAUUACUACAACAGCCUUUUUUUUUUUUUUUUUUUUAAAAAUGAUAUACCUAUUUUCAUCUUGGAUUGGUAUGCCAAUUGAGACUGUGCAUAAGUGGAGAACUCAGAGCCAUUAUAUUGUAACCUUCAAUAUCCUAAAACUUGUGGCUAGAAUAAUGUAGAAAAGCCAGGCUAUCAGAAGGUUUGUUUCCUGUGGGCGAAGUGUCUGAGCCUGAGAGUGAGUCACGAGCACUAUCUGUGAAUUUCCUGCAUGGCUCUUUACCAGAGUUUGUGCUGUACUUGUUCUCUCUAAUGUGAGUUAUUGUCUUCAUUAUGAUGAUUUGCUCUCUUGGGUUUUUUUUUUUUUCUUGGGUUGCCGUUUGUAAGACUUGUUACAUUCAGUAAAUAAGUGAACAGGUGUGAAUAUCUAAGGAUUGUAGGUGCUUUCUGAGGGACGAGGACCUAGCUGAGGCUCUGAACUCUGUAGGUGGGGAUCAGGAUGCUGAGAAGGAUGACAUCAUUCAGGUCCAAAACCUGACGCCUCCUCAAAGAGCCAAGCUUUGGAUGAUUGCUCUAAAUGUGGCAGGUAAAGGAGACAGUUUAUCCUCAUGGGACGGGGCUUUGGAUUUACCAGAACAGACACUCGUACACAACCGAAGCCAGCAGCUCAUUGAUCAGCUGGGGCUUCCUGCAGAGGAGGACCGGGACCUAGUGGGGGACGUGGAGGCAGUGAUCACUUUCUAUUGUAAGUCACGAAAUGUGACGUUCACAGCUGAACUCAGCUGGCCCAACCUGCUCAAACCACUGCUGGGCCUCCAGUUAGCCCGCAGCGACCUCUACAACUGCUUCUACGCCAUCAUGAAUAAGUACAUUCCCAGGGACUGUGUGCUGAAGGGGCGACCGUUCCACCUGUACAGACUGCUGCUGCAGUACCAUGAGCCUGAACUCUGCUCAUUCCUCGACACCAAAAAGAUCACACCAGACUCAUACGCCAUGAACUGGUUGGGCAGUCUGUUCUCUAGUCACUGUCUUCCUGAGGUCACUCAGGCCUUGUGGCACAUCUACUUCCAGCAGGCCGACCCCUUCCUCAUCUUCUUCCUUAUGCUCGUCAUUCUCGUCAAUGCCAAAGACAUGAUUCUUUCCCAAGAAGGAGACAGUAAAGAGGAGCUCAUUAAAACGCUGGAACAGUCACCUACCUUGUUGGAGGCUGAGGACAUUGAGGAUCUGUUUUCACUGGCGCAGUAUUACCAAAGCAAGACACCCCUCUCUCUCCGAAAGGAGAACCAGAACCUGUUUGGCAGCAGUCUGGUGGCUCUGAAGGAGGAGGACAUGGACCUGAGUCAGGCUCUAUGUCUCCCUGUCUCUGUACCCGAGAUCCUGCAGGCCAAUCAGCUCCAGUCUGAGGGAGUGCGCUUCUUUGUAGUGGACUGUCGGCCAGCAGAGCAGUACAACGCUGGACACUUGUCCACCGCCUUUCACCUGGACUCUGAUCUGAUGUUGCACAAUCCGUCUGAGUUUGCUCUGUCUGUGAAGUCUCUGCUGGAGACGCAGAAGCAGUCUCUGGAGUCGGGCUCAGUGGCCAGUGGUGAACAUCUGUGCUUCAUGGGCAGCGGGCGCGAGGAAGAAGACAUGUACAUGAACAUGGUGCUCGCUCACUUCCUGCAGAAAAACAAGGAGUAUGUCAGCAUCGCUAAAGGUGGAUUUAUGGCGCUGCAACAGCAUCUGGCAGACAUUAACGUGGAAGGGCCAGACAACGUGUAUGUACAUUGGAUAGUCAGCACUUCAGGAUCCCACAGCAGCCUCAGCUCAGCAGAUGGGGAGCUGAAUAGCACAGGGGAUGGCAAAGGUGUCAAAUCCCUUGUCAACAAAAUGACCUUUGCCCUCAAAUCCAAGUCAGUUAAUGUGAAAGAGAAGGUGAUCAGCUUCAUUGAAAACACCUCAACUCCAGUGGACAGACUAUCUUUCACUCUGCCCUGGCCAGAGAAGGGGAUACCUGAUCGGCAUGUGAGCAGCAGUGACAGAGUGGGUAAACCCUACAGGGGUGUGAAGCCCGUCUUCAGCAUCGGCGACGAGGAGGAAUACGACACGGAUGAGAUUGACAGCUCUUCAAUAUCAGACGAUGACCGCAAAGAGAUCGUGAACAUACAGACAUGGAUUAACAAGCCAGAUGUGAAGCACCACUUCCCAUGUAAUGAGGUGAAAGAGACUGGACACAUGUUCCCCAGCCACCUGCUGAUCACAGCAACACACAUGUACUGUCUGAGGGAGAUCGCCUCGCGGAAAGGAUUUGCCUACAUCCAGUCCAGACAGGCGUUAAGCUCCGUGGUGAAGAUCACCUCAAAAAAGAAGCAUCCGGAGCUAAUCACGUUCAAGUUUGGCAACAACAACUCCGCAGGAGUGGAAAUUAUGGCUGUGGAACGGUAUUUGAUCCCGAAUGCUGGGGACGCCACUAAAGCCAUCAAGCAGCAGAUCAUGAAGGUUCUGGAUGCUCUCGAGAGCUCGUAGAGUUGCUGCUGUUCUGAGGCUUCAUUCUGGCUGUAUGCAGUGAGACUGCCGUGUCUAACACAAGUCAGCAGAACCGUGCAGAGGGAAAGGAAUAGUCUGUCUUUCUUUCCUUUCAUCCAAUCUCUCUCUCUGUCUGACUGUCUCUCUCUCUCUCUCUCUCUCUCUCUCUCUCUCUCUCUCUCUCUCUCUCUCUCUGUGUGUGUGUGAAUGGUCUCCUGGACAGUACUGACAUUCAGUAUUGCUGAUGACAUUGAUGGGAGACCCUCAAGAUUUCAACACAAGCCGUCGUUCUGUUUAUCCUUUGGCAUUUUCUUCUUGUUCCCAUCAAGAAAAUCUAACCCUUUAGGUGUAAGGUUGGACUUAUCGCCUCGGUCUGAAUGUCUGUCAAGCCUUAAUCCUGUCGCUAAACCGCAGUUUUUUCUAAUGCGAAGGACUCAAAGGCAGAGCCUGCGGUGAGAUAAAGGACUCGAGCCCCGAAACACUCGGUGUUUUCUUUCGUCUUGUUUAAUUUCUGGAUAUUCUCAUCAUUCAGUCAUUCAUCUAGUCACUGCAGUAGACUUUCGACGAGUUCCGUGCAUAUUUAUCCGAGCAGUAUUUAUGCCUGCGAGUUAAGACCGCUGAAUCGAUGCCGUAUUUAUAUUUGAAACCUGUUGUGGAUCGCUAAAGUGAUGCACAGGUGAUCAUCGUCAUCACGCAGCACGUAACACAUGCACUUGAUUCAGUUGUUCCCACAGAUGUCACUCUAAUAACUGAUCUCGAAAAUAUAAUUCACUCAGAAAUGAGUCAUUCCUCACGGUCUGUGCUUGCAGCCUUAAAGCAGAAGUGAAAGUUAAGAGAAGUGGUCUGUGGGUGAGUGAUAUUUGUAAAUACUGUAAAACUGUACCUAAUGGUAGGCGUUGGAAAAAUGUAUUUAUGAACAGAGUCUGAAGACGCUGAUGCCACUAAUAAGAGCAGCUUUGCUGAGGAUCAUGUUUUGUAAUUAAAAUAUUUAACAUUAAAGUCAUGGUUUGAUGCGACCAAGAUGAUGAUAAACAAACGAUACAGCAGGCCAACGUGACCCUUCAUCGUAACUCUUAAUCAGCAUUUUGAGUAUGAAUGUGUGGUUUUGUUUAUGAACUGAACUAUAGGACAGAAUUAUAGGAAGAAAGAAUGAGUUGAUAUUGCUGGUAAAUUCAUUCACCGUUUGCUUUACAAACAAAUCUCAGCUUUUCAGCUUGUACACAUUUUCUGUCGAACCUACAUUAUUAUUGUUCUUUGGGAAAAUCUCUUGUUUUAAUAAAUUUACAAGUAGCCUACAAA